This is a messenger RNA of Sardina pilchardus (European sardine), 1879 nucleotides long. Its product is annotated as nuclear factor 7, brain-like. The transcript is spliced from 6 exons. The record is from RefSeq and is a predicted model, not a curated record. Gene Ontology annotation, molecular function: protein binding; ubiquitin protein ligase activity; zinc ion binding. Gene Ontology annotation, biological process: protein ubiquitination. Gene Ontology annotation, cellular component: cytoplasm. NCBI's taxonomy places the organism in Eukaryota, Metazoa, Chordata, Actinopteri, Clupeiformes, Clupeidae. Bases 49 to 1563 code for a protein of 504 amino acids.
UGCUGUCUCUUUUUUUUAGAGACUUUUAGAGGUAUUUUUUCUCAAGAGAUGGCCUUCAGCCCUUCGUCCCUGGAGGAUGACCUGCAGUGCCCCGUGUGCUGCGAUCUCUUCGCCGACCCGGUGGUCCUGCACUGCAGCCACAGCUUCUGCCGCCUCUGUCUGGACGCGUACUGGAAGGAUCAGCCCAGCAAGCCGUGUCCUGUGUGCCGCCGUCCCUUCCCUGGGCGAACCCCGCCAGUAAACCUGGCCCUCAAGAACAUUGUGGAGGUGUACAAGAGGGAGCAGGAGGAGGGGGCUGACCACAAACACACUCCGGGGGGGAGAGCAGGAGUACGUGGACAACGAGAGAGGGGAGAGGAGGAGAGGGGGGAGGAGGAGGAGGAGGAGGGUCGUUGUAGUCAGCAUGGGGAGAGGCUGCUCCUCUACUGUGAGGUGGACCAGGAGCCCAUCUGCAUGGUGUGCCACCUGAGCAAGAGGCAUCGAGGGCACCGCACGAGCCCAGUGGAGGAGGCCGCCGAGGAGCUGAGGGAGGAGGUCAGAGCCUCUCUCAGCAAGCUCCAGGCCAGAUUUAAGACAUUCAACAAAGUGAAGCAGGAAUGUGCCAGAACGGCUCAGUACUUAGAGACACAGGCUAGUAAGACCCGGGCUCAAAUAGCGGAGGCCUUUGAGGAGUUACAUCACUUCCUGCGUCUAGAGGAAAAUGCCAGAAUGGGUCAGCUGGAGGAGGAGGUGGAGCUGAAGACCAUGAUCAUGAAGGAGAAGGUGGAGAACCUGAUCAGGAAGACAGAGGCCAUGAACAACACCAUCAGUCAGGUGGAGAGAGAGCUGGAGGCCAGGGACUCCAUCUUCCUCCAGGCUUACAGCAAACACCAAGAAAGUCUCAGGGAGAAGCUGGCAGGGCCGGACCCGACUCUGGUGACGGGCGCGCUGAUCAACGUGGCAUCACACCUGGGCAACCUCAAGUUUAAAGUGUGGGAGAAGAUGAAGGAGAAUGUGGAGUUCUGUCCGGUGAUCUUUGACCCCAACACAGCCACCCCGUGCCUCAGUGUGUCCGACGGCCUGACCAGCGUCCACGACGUGGGUCACCAGCCGAGCGUCCCCUUGAACCCCGAGCGCUUCGACCGGUGCGUGUGUGUGCUGGGAGUCGAGCCUCUGGGCCCCGGCACACACAUCUGGGAGGUGGAGGUCGGCGGGAGGGAGAAGUGGAACCUCGGGGUGGUGGCCGAGUCGUCCAGCAGGAAGGGGGAACUGCAGGUCCACCCCGCUAACGGCUACUGGGCGCUAGCACUCCGAGAUGGGGGCAGAUACAGCGCCUCCACUCUGCCUCCCCGCGAGCUGAGCCUGAAGGCGAGGCCUAGCGCCGUCCGCAUUAUAUUGGACCACCAGCAGGGGGAGCUGUCCUUCUACAAUGCUACCGACAUGGCGCUCAUCUACACUUUCCGGGACAGCUUCACUGAGAGACUGCUGCCGUUCUUUUCACCUGGUGUGAUGAAGAAGGGGACCAGCGUUUCCAAGGCAAUAAAGGUCUGCAAGGCAGACAUUAGAGUGACACUUGACCCCUGAGGUUUUGUGAACAGUGCCAUGCGAGGUGUACAGAUUGUUGUAAUGUUAGAGGGGUCAGUAGCAGUGUCAGUUACUACGCAUUUGUCUGUGUUAACAUUUGUAUUACUGCUGUGCUCUGGAAAGAAAACAUUACUAUUUAUUUACCCUGAGGUGCUUUUCUGAACUGUCCUCUUGAACUGGCUUUCUCCAAUUAAUGUUCAUAUUUUUGCCUUUUCUUACCCAUUAUAUGUGUAGCAUGUGUAUGCCAUACCUUUAUCGCAUGUGUUUGUUCCAUGUAGGAAGACUGCAAAUGUCUUCAUCAUUAAGCAUGAAUUAA